GAUGAGCCAAUCGGUGUUAAAACGCAACAGGGUCGUUAUAUCGUUUGAAAAUUGUGGUGCACGGAUAUCGAUUAAGUGAGAAAAAUGACACGAGGACUUGUAGAUGUACCACUACCACAAGAGUCGGUCGUUCGUACGGGUCUCGUCUACUGCCGUAGUUUGGCGUGAAAAAUGUCUGAAAUGAUUAGAAACACAGCAGACGACACAUGACGAUGAAUUAAACACCCUCCAAUAAACGCCCUCCAACUCGUUUCGUUUCGUGUUUUGUAUCUGUAAAAAGAUGACAAGUUUUUCUUGGAAGAAUUUUUGGUGUGGGUGUAGCUCCGUCAAAAACGCAUCCCACUCGCUUUCCCACACUAUUCCUGAUAAGUGAACAGGCCAACGCCUAAACCACUAAGCUCUACAGGCUUCUGAUCUGCAUCUGUGUGCCGAUUAAUGUUUCGGUGCCGCAUGAUGAUGAACCCUAAAGAUUAAGCCCCCCUUCAAUCCGUCCCACUCCUCCCAUUGCUACGUCGUUAUUUCAGCCGUGCAAUUUCGUUGCCCUUCACUCUUUCUCUUUGUUAAAACUCUGCAUCUGCUUCAACAUUGCCCACUAUGUGGAGUCAACGCCGAUCUUUGUGAGCACAUGAUUCAUUUUGAUUGAUUGAUCGACCGGAUAUAGUUGAUUGAUCGCGCAACUUAGCAUCUAUCUGCUUGUGAAGACUUGACUGGGAGAACAGCAAAUGCAAUUUGUGGAUUAGCAGGCUCAUGCUUUUUUAUGGAAAUCAAUGUAACCAUGGGCUGGUGCUGGGUAAAACAGUGGUUCUUCUUGUCAACAUUUCCCCUGGGCAAUCCAUCGAUUGAAGUAAUGUAAAAGUUUUUUAUCACGUGCUCCUGCAUGGGUAAAAAACCGCCACUGCUGCGAUUACCACUACUGAGCCGAUUACUUAGACUCCGUCCAACGGUUGUUUUCCAGCUGCUGUACAAAAUGCCUCCAAGAAAUACUAGUACCCCUGUACAAAAUGCUCAAGACAAAAAUGAGACUCCAACAACAUCGGCUACAUCACAUCGUCGUAGUUUCGUGCAAGCUCCUGGCGCAGCUGCUUUAGGUGCUGACACGACUGCUCGGGAACGACAGAAGAAUCGUGUGUCGUUUGCACCAGAUGUCGUGGAGGUUGAAGGAAAUUGUUGUGGGGGGGAAGGAAAUCUUCCUCCUCCACUUCUCACUUCUUCAACUACUACUUUUACAGGAGCUAUUAUAGACCACGAGAUGGAACAAGUAUUAAGGGUAGGUUAAAGGUGCUUUUCUUACCGCUUUUUAUGCCUUCCUAAGGGAGAAAGGCAUAAAAAGCGGGGUAAGCAAGCACCAAAAGCCUACCUCUAAAAGUAGGCAGAAAGUACGAGGAGGACUCACCAUCAGGUCGUCUAGAAGAAGGCACAAAGAAUGAGAUACACUUAUCUUCGACAUGGAGUGCAAGCUGGUUCAAGGAGCUGUCUUCUUCAUGGUCCUCGUCCUCAACCAGGGAAGUAGAUUACGAAGAUUUAAGGCCGCUCAAAGCUGCAAUUCCUUGUUUCUACAAGUGUGAGUGUGAUGAUCUUUCUCCCGUUAAUUAUUUCGUUCUUAGGACAAGAAUUCUUGGGACGAGAGUAAAUGAAGAGGCCAAGAAAUGAAAUGUUUUGAGUCCUCCUCUAAGAGAUGAUCAUGAUAUUUGCCGAUUACAGCAAGUAGUGAAGAUGCGUUAUUUCGCUCUGGGUGCGAUGACAUCAGCGGUUGACGUGUUGUUUUCAGUGAUUGCAGGUGUAGUCACGAACUCACUGACUAUCCAAUCUGAUGCGCUUGCGUCACUGGCAAUGUUUGUGUUAAGGGUCGUUUCCACGAUAUUGCAUCCCGCACGACUACCAUUCUUGACUUGUUUCCCAAUUAUUCAGGAACGAAGAGUGAAGGAAGUUCUUGUUGUGACGAAUGCAAUACAUAGUGCAGCCACUAACGGCAUCAGCGGUGUUCGUCUACUACAUCGAAUGGCUUAAGCAAGGGGGAGCAUUAACAUCUUCCUCUUUGAAAAGAGUAACUGGUGACUAUACUAGCUGGGUUAGGAAGGAUUUUGUGAUGGAGAACUACAAGAAGUCAGAAGUAAAAACUACAGAAACCAACGAGAAGAAAAAAGAAGAAGAAGAAAAUGAAGAAGAAGAAAAAGAAGAAGAAGUACAAGGUGGCAUCAAUACUAGUAGAGCAGGAACACGGCCAGGAACAUCAGCAGAUGCAGAGAAUGACGAGAGCACUUUGAAGACAAAAGCUGGAGUCAGGUCGGAUGCAACGAGAGUAAGUGCAUCUCCUCGUCCAGUCGUUUCGGAACGCUAUAUCAAAGUUCUGGAUUUGACUGGACUACUUCUCUGCUUUCUUUUACUUGUUGCCGUCACGACCUUCGGUCUCUAUGAGGCGAGCCGGGAUCUAGACCUGCUGCAAGACCUGCAGAAAGAUGCGAGACCCCGUCUGUUUGCUGAUGUUGAUCAUGAAAAUACAGCAGAAAUCGCUAAGUUAAGGCUCACGACAAAAAUUAAGACUUAUUCUAAUAUCUCUAAUCUGAUUAGAAUAGCAGGUAGACGUUCUUUUGCACUGUUCUCUCUGCUUCAAAGCUUAUUCCCAGAGUAUCUCUCUUUCUUUCCUUCUCAGAAUUUUCUGAAGAGAUGAACUCCUCAAAAAGUGAUUAUCUCACGCUUUACUCGGUAAUAUUGUCAGCGCUAAGCAAAGCAGUGGAAGAAAAUGAGGAGCAAGACGAUGGUGGACAGGAAGUGGUGAGCAGAGCUAAAACUUCCUGGAACGAUCCGAAGCCACAGCUUCCGAGUACGGAACAAAUUGGCAGAAGUCAUGACGUUGUUUUUAGUGAGGGUGAUACUUCAACAUCAUUCAGCGAACACAGACAGGGACAAGUGACUGAGCAAAAUAUAGCUGUUUCUUCACCUACCUUAUCAUCCAGCCAACAACUACAUUUAAGGGUUCGUUUCCACAUUGCGUCCUUCACAACUGCCAUGCUUGACCCCUUUCCACGGAGGAAAUAGCUCAAGGAUGUUCUGAAGGGUGCAAGUCGGCAAGCUGUAAUACAUCAACGGGAAAAAGCAGAUACUUCUUCACCUACUUUAUCAUCCAGGGAACACCAACAACUACGACAGGAGGCUGUCACUAGUUCUGGCACUAGUUCUCUCACUGCUUCGAGGAGGACGAGCACUGCUGUGCAACUUCUACAGCGCUCUGAUGCCACAGAAGACAUCUCCGCAACAGGAGACAUCUCCGCUUCUCUAGCAGCAGACUUAUGGUCACAGCUUUUAUUCAUCUCACUCAGCAUGACAGACCGUCUUGACACCCUUAUUUUGCGCUGUCUACAUAUUAAAGUAUUCCCUUGUGAAAUACAAGGAAAAUGGGGUCGAGAUGAGGAGACCACCGAGAUGAAUAAAAGGGAACGCUAACAAAUGCAGACUCGUACUUCUCGAUUCCAAUAGGUCCCACAAUAAGCCGCGAUAACAAGGAAGAAAACAAAAGAUCAUCUUCUAUUAGAAAGAGUGAAGAUGUAGAUGCAAGCCUAGUCAGCCGAGAAGAUGCAAGCCCAAACCGUCAAGAACGGGAGUCACCUACUCAGCGCCCUAGAAGGACGAUGGAACAGAUGCUUCAAAGAACACGAGAAAAACUAGCUGUCCUAAGACAAGUUCAAUUACCUCAUACUCUCGAUUACCUGGCUUUUUAUGCUUUGUUGUUAAGGCUCAGACUUGCUUCAAGUAGACAGCAAUAGGUACUUACACAAAAAGAGGUACUAUCUAUCGUGAAAAAAUGUUGACAUGUUGGUGGUCAGCACUGAAGUAGCGAGAGGUAGUAGAUUGUCCUUUCAAAAUCAGUGGCCAAUGACUUUCGACCUUUAAUGUUGGAAUUGGCGUUUUCGCUGUUUCAGUUUUGGGUCUUCUAUCGAUUGCGCCGAGUCUUGCUAUGGGGUGGAGAUGAUAAAGAAGAAGAUACGGAGAGAAAGAAUUCUUGUGAGGAACAAAAUUCGAAGAAGAUGUCCUCGAGCUCUCGAACAACUACGACUAGCAGAACAACAUCAACUAGAAGUUGUACAUCAUCUUCAUCUAGUACUGUGUUGAGAACUAGUACUUCCAGCAAUUAUGCAGGAAAUAUAGGAACUAGCCUAGGAUCCAGGACUAAAAGUAGUAGUAUUAAGGCUCAGCUUUCAAUGGUCAUUGGGGUUGGUCACUGGCGACCCCUUCUUGAGAGAACCAACAGGGGAAAUAUACGAAGGGAACAAAGGGGAGAGCUUUGAAGGAGGUCCCUUCCGUUCCGAGUCAUGGUGACCAUUGAAGGCUGAGCUUUAAUAGUAGUAGUAGUAAUAGCACGAAAGACCCGUUGGUGGAGAAGAAUAGCAGUACAAAGAAUAGCAGGGUUUCGAACAGCUCAUCUCUCCGCGUACGUCCUAGUGCAACUGUGCUCGGAUAUCUGCUGCACGUGGUGAUAGAUAUCCUCCGAAGCUUGCUUUUCGUAGUGUUCGCUUUUUGCGCCUGCAUGGACUCUGCGCAUUUUCAUGAUGACGCCGCGAGACGUGAACGGCUGAUACGCCUCGAUGUGAGGGGAACGUACUACGUUGUCCUCGUCGUUGCUCUCUCGGCAGUUCCAGUUUGUCAUGAGAUUGUGACGAGAAUAAAGAGUCUGCUUGUGCUGGCGUCGGAAUAA
Messenger RNA from Amoebophrya sp. A25, 4690 nucleotides. The record is from the annotation of a GenBank genome assembly. Lineage: Eukaryota; Dinophyceae; Syndiniales; Amoebophryaceae.